Messenger RNA from Fundulus heteroclitus (mummichog), 1194 nucleotides. Its product is annotated as zymogen granule membrane protein 16. NCBI's taxonomy places the organism in Eukaryota, Metazoa, Chordata, Actinopteri, Cyprinodontiformes, Fundulidae. Bases 17 to 589 code for a protein of 190 amino acids. The record is from RefSeq and is a predicted model, not a curated record. The transcript is spliced from 5 exons.
GGAUAACCGGACACGGAUGCUAAGGCUCUGGAGGUACAGGAAGAGGUCUGAAAGAUUUGUUAGUGUUGCUCAUCUGGCAAAACCUUUACCAAACAUAAUGCAUUACAUCGCUGUCUUUGCUCUCCUGGUGGCCUGUGCCCUGGCUGAUGACUCCCACUACUCCUUUUCCCAGUCUGUGGGAGGAGGCGGGGGCACCUCGUACAGCGUCACCGGGGAGGGCAGAAUCACAGCCGUUAGAGUGUGGGAGGUCUACAGCAACUACAUCUACGGCUUCCAGCUCCGUUAUGGAGACGAUUGGACUCCGGUUAUUGGCUACGUAUCCGGUCAACCCCAUGAGCUGCAGUUAUUCGAGGGCGAAAGAAUCGUCCAGAUCUCCGGAAAGUACACUCACUACAUUCAGUCGCUGAUCUUUGCCACCAGCCUGGGCCGCUCCCUGCAUGUCGGCCAGCCCGCAGGCCACUCCUUCAACAUGUAUGCUACCCACCCAGACGCUGAGCUGCGCUUCCUCAGUGGCAUGACCAGUGGGCUGCCCACUUCCCUCCAGGCCCACUGGGCAAUCUUUGAUACAGAGAGCAGUGAAGCUCAUUAAACAACGAUGAAGAAAACCCCAGUGGUAAUUUUCUCCCACAGUCAAACAGGGAUUUUCUCCUGUUUUAUGCAUUUUCUUUAACUUUUUAACUGGACUGUGAAUGAAUUGAGUUUUGAAUUUGUAAAACCUUUAUGCAUUCAUUCAAGUUUAGAUUAAAAUUCGCUUCAAUGAUAAGACCGUUCCUGAUUAUCUUUACUGACAUGUUAAUUUGACCAUUUUCAGGGUCAAAAUAAUUUGAUUUUAGUGCUCCUAGAAAUAACAAUCUACUUUAUUUUGUCUUGAUGUAAUUAUAUCUGUCACCCCCUAAUUAUUGCAGAAUAAUAUGAUGUGUUAUGGAUAAGUAAAAUGAGCGAAAAUCUGUGUGCAUUUAAUUUAAACUCUAGUUUAAUCAAGUUCUAAAUCAUGUUUUUAUUCUUUUAUGAUAACAGUUGAUAAAAACUAAUCACAUCAUAUUUAUGACUUGUUUUCCUUCCUUUACAAACACAACCAUGCAUGGUUGCUAAGAACUGCUUAAUUUACAUCUGGUUUGUUAACAGGUCUGAUUCUUUUUUAGUUAAACAAAGCUUUAUUAUUGUACUUAUACAAACUGAAAAUAAAUAUCAAUC